Molecule: messenger RNA, 474 nt
Organism: Durusdinium trenchii
Lineage: Eukaryota; Dinophyceae; Suessiales; Symbiodiniaceae
Source: the annotation of a GenBank genome assembly
GCGGCUGUCCUCACCGUGCGUGCCUGGGACGAACUGCUGACCACAGCAGUGGCGGCGCAGCAACGCGGCGACCCGCUGCCACUCAUGGACUCUGCGCUCAAGUUACUGGAGGCAGCACCCACUGCUGAGGCGCUUCCAUUGUUACUGGACGAUCGCCUCGCGCCCUUCACGGCACUGCCCUCCGCCCUGGCAGCCUCUGCGGCCGCGUCCCGCGUGGCAACGGCUUCCGUCGUGGCAACGGCUUCGACGGCGGAGCGCUUGCAGCAGCGAGCGUUGAACGGGGAGACUGGCUUGGUGCAGGCUGCAGCCGAGUUGCUUGAGGCCGUGACAUGUCUCGUUCUCAGUAUCCCAAUCCCGCUUUCAGACGAAGCUUUCUACGGACACGACACGGUUUCUACAAAACACGCACUGGAAACUACUCAUUUUCCGAGGUACAUUGAAACUCCAGGUAGAUGUUCCUACUAUGUAUUUUGA